Molecule: messenger RNA, 873 nt
Organism: Parnassius apollo (apollo)
Lineage: Eukaryota; Metazoa; Arthropoda; Insecta; Lepidoptera; Papilionidae
Source: the annotation of a GenBank genome assembly
AUGGCGGGUGCUGAACGUGGACGUGGUCGUGGUCGACGUGGUCGGCGUGGUGGUGGUGAUUGGAUCUCGGGAAGACCUCAAGCAAUUGACGAAAUGGAGAUUGUUGAUAUUAACCAAUUACAAGUUGGCGAGCCAAUAGAGCGGCCCCUUCAUCCAAGACGAAUACGCAUUUGGAGACCGCAUUCAAGACCCUAUCCAGAAGUGGUAAUUCAACCCCCAACACCACUUUCCCCAGCCCUUUCACUUUCUCCUGUACUGCCUUCAAGACCCUGCCCUGAGGUGAUGGAUCCGCCGCCUUCUAGUGCCGAUGUUGCUAUUGACGAGACACAACUUUCCCCAACUCUUGCACCUUCGCCUGGACUGUUUGUGGAAUGUGGUAGUAAAUCAACCAGCAGCACACCAUCUAGAACGCCGGUACAUAGUAUUCGUCCUCGUCAGACUCUCCAAGAUGAUGACAUUUGUUUUCAUUUAAAUUAUGGAAGCGAACCGGAGUCUGACGAAAGUGACGAUGACGACGUGGUGAUACCAGCGUCUGUACCGAGGACGUUCCGGUUGAUGAUGGACACGCCAACCGAUGAUCAUCCCAUCGAUUUAGAACAGCCCACCGACAACUUGGCGGGGAACCCUACAGAUGCUGUCACGUCAGCUGAGGACACAUCUGCUGACUCUUUUUACCAGCCCAUUUUAGAAUAUCGCUUAUUAAGUCGCUUUUACAAAAACAUUCGUCCCGUUAUGUCGCACCUACCAGUGGAGAUAUCAGCAGCGAUGUGCGACACCACCACCUCGCUGAGUUCGCGCUUCUGCCCGGUAAAAGUGGCAGGCAACGCCGCGUAUGUGGCGUUUGCAAGAAGCGGGUACAAACGUAUUGCGUAG